This is a messenger RNA of Lytechinus variegatus (green sea urchin), 4503 nucleotides long. It is a transcript of the gene suds3, whose product is annotated as sin3 histone deacetylase corepressor complex component SDS3-like. The coding region runs from base 58 to 1209 and encodes 383 amino acids. The transcript is spliced from 11 exons. Lineage: Eukaryota; Metazoa; Echinodermata; Echinoidea; Temnopleuroida; Toxopneustidae. Gene Ontology annotation, molecular function: histone deacetylase binding. The record is from RefSeq and is a predicted model, not a curated record. Gene Ontology annotation, biological process: negative regulation of transcription by RNA polymerase II. Gene Ontology annotation, cellular component: Sin3-type complex.
CGAUAUCAAUAUAAUUAUUGCAUUAUUUCAGAUAAUAUUAGUGAUUUUCACCCAGAUAUGAGUAUCAUGUUGGGAAAUAAAUCCCUGCCGAACGGCGUUGAUCCAGCUCGAGAAUAUGAAUUCAGCGACAGUGAGGAUAUUCGAGACAAACGGACAACUGCACAACAAGAAUCAGAUGAAGAUACUGAGGAUGCUAGUGAAACAGAUGCUGCUAAACUUGAAGAGGAGUACACGGAGAUGAAAGAAAUGAUUUACAAAGAGAAAUUGGCAACAUUGAAGAAACAACUUCAGCAAGUGAUGGAUGGAACGCACCCCGAACUCAACAAAAAACUCAAGAAGAUGGAGCAACAAUUCAAAGAGCGUUUACGCAUGGCAGAGAUUGCUAAGCAAGUGGAGAUGGAGCUUGUGGAAAGAGAAUAUCUAAAGGAUCAGAAAAAUGCUGGCAAGGACUUUGAGUUAAAGAAAGUUGAUCUCAUGGAGACUCUGUUACUAGAUCUUGAUGAUAGGAGGAGGAUGAUCGAGAUUGAACAUCAGUCAAUGGAGCUAACAGGAGAUUCGAUGGAGAUUAAACCAGUUAUCACAAGGAAACUACGGCGGAGACCAAACGACCCUAUUCCACUACCAGAAAAGAGAAGGAAGCCUACUCCUGGUCAGUUCUGCUAUACUUUAAACGACGAUGAGAUUGCAGCUGAUCUCAAGGCCCUUACUAAGACCAAGAGUGGGACCACCAAGAAAUCAGGGUCCAUGCGGAAAUCAGCAGAGAAGUCAUCACCAUGGAAGCCUAAAUCCUCGUGGAAACCGAAGACUAGCAUGAAAUCUCACUCCAACCAUGGCCAUCACAACCACGGCAGCAGCAGUGGAGCAGCAAGCAACAUAACCGGUAGCACAACCACCGGCAGCACUACCACUGCCACUGGCAGCACCAACACUACCACAACUUCUAGUGGUAGCCACUCUGCAGGGAGCAACAGCAACCACAAGUACAAUGUCCGGAUCGAGGAUGGGAAACUGUUCUAUGAGAAGCGGUGGUUCCACAGGGGCCAGAAUGUCUAUGUGGAGUCAAAGGAUAUGGGCAAAGUCAGCGCAAUUGUUACCUCCAUCGGCCAGAUUGAGAUAUGGGUGAAGAAGACCCUUGACAAUCAGAAGAUGAGGAUCUAUGUCACUCAGAUGCAGAAAGGAAAAUAUAAGAUCAGGAAACGUUCUACAUAACCAUUUUUUUGAUACUGUGUGAAUGAUGUACUAUAGUGUAAAUAUCAGUGUGGUUUAUAUCUAAGGGUCUGUCCUUACUGCCUCUAUACUGGGAAUUGAACACAAAAUAUUGUUCACUCAACCAGAAUGGUGCUAAAGUUGAGAUGCUGUUUAACAAAAUCCUAAAUUUUCUGGGGGGGGGGGCAAUGGAAAUUCUGCCUGACUGCAAAUUGCUUUUGAGAAACACCCCCAAAGGACCAAUAAAGAUUUGACUAAAAUGAAAAAAAAUAUAUUCGAGUUAUGAAUUUUUUAUUAUGUUAGAAACAUGUGGCCAGCUACCAAUAUACCAUGCAAUAUUGCUUCCAGAAAUUCCCAUCCUUUAAUGAUUCAUGACAAUAGUUUUCUCCUAGAAGCAUGUCAGAAAUAGUAGGUCUGAUAUAUGAAUUUACAGAUGAAAUCAUUUUCAAUAAUGGAUUUAUGUAAUAUGACAUGUGGAAAAGCAGUUCGCAUGAUUUUUGUGACAUGUCACCGAAAAAAACCCCCGUUUUUAAAAAAUUUCGCAGCUCUGUUAAUCUUUGAUAGAUUUUCUGCUUUGAUCAGACCCAACUUGUUUCCAGGAUGAACCUUCAUUUUCACAAAAAUAAGAGUUGUUGAAAUGUUCUUUCAGUGCUCCUAUUCAGUUUUGAACUCGGAUGAAAUGUAAUUGAUAUAAGUGAAAGCUCUUUCAUCAUGUAUGACAAGGAUGUUUUGUAGUAUAAUAUUUAUUUUGAGGUCUACUUUCAGAAUCAUUGAAAGAGACAAUGGAAAUGGCUGUAUUUUUACAUUAAUGGUAUAAUUUGGCAGAAUAACAAUGACUUCCAAUUCUGGUUUGAUGUUUAAUUCAUUGAAACCUGUCUAAAGUUGUGGCAAAGAGAUUCAACAAAGUGAAUUGUAUUAUUGUAGCAUUCAAAUCUUGAAUAUUCUAUGGAUCAGUAAUGUUAUUUUUCAAUCAAUUUUUAUUUUUGUCACUCCUUAUUUUCUUCUCUCCACUUUUUCUUUAUCUCUCAUCACCCCCAUCUCUAUUCCAAUCUUCUAUUUUCCACUCCAUCAGAAUUUCUCUUCCUUGCAUAUUCUGAACAAUGUUAUCAUCAGCAUAUAAAUAAGUGUCACUUUUAUUUGGUAUUUCAUUAUUUAUACAUGGCGUUUGCAACAGUUUCACUGCAGUUGACCAAGAUAUGUUAUUGUGCUGAGAAAUUCUGCCUGAGACAGCAACAACCACAAAUGACAACCAAACAUUUCUUGGGGAAAAAAGGACAAAAAUAAGCAUAAUUUUUACCUUGAAAUGACUUGUGGUUGGGGCUGAUUCAUUCUCUCUUUUUAAAAACUUCACAUUGCAAGGAUUUUAGCUAAAACUUAAUGACUGUUUUCCACAUCUUGUUCAAAUAUAUUUUUUUUACCUUUUGUAAAUAUCAGGUCAUGUUUUACAAGUCAAGUGUAAAGACAUUAAUUCUUUUUUUACUAUUUUCAUGGAUUUUCAUGGGAAUGCCAUAUGAAUUGUUCAUAACAUGUGCAAAACCCAUUGGAAAUGUGUCAAACAACAGUUGCAUGCACAUAAUAUGCAAAUGCGCGGUCAGCCUGUUGUAUCUGCACUGCAUUGACUUUGCGUACAUGAAAGAGCGAUAGGUUUUGCUUGAUUGCGUGCAUUGAAAUUGCUGCCAGGGUUAUUGUAUCCCAAGUGGCAUUUUUGUACAGGGAAAAUCUAAACCGCUCAAAUCAAAAUUACAAUCAUGUAGCUCUUUUGCAAUAUUUUCACUGAUUCUUUGGUGUAAAAAUAAAGAUACCAUCGUGAAGCACUAAUGAAGCAAUUGUCUUAUUCUUUCCAACCAUGUAUUUUUCCAGCAAUGAAAAUGUAAGGCUUGGGAACAAAGUGUGGACUUUGAAGUAGAUUUUCUCUGAAAAUGGUUUGCACUGUUGUAUGUGUGACAUCGGUUCAGAUGACCGUUGACGAAAUGGCCAAGAAUCAUUGUGGAGUAGGUUGAAUAAAUAUAGAUAUCCGUAUUUAUGCCAAUACUUCAGGGUUAUAUCUGCGACAAUGGAUUUUUUCAAGUUUUCUUCUGCACAGCACCAAUAUGAAAAUUUUAGGACAAGUCUCACUUAGUAUUGAGCUAUCUAUAUAGGCCAUGUUCCUGCUCACAAUUUUCACCCUAAAGACUGUAUUCUGAACUCUGGUUUAAUUUAGACCGUGGUCCAACUCUGUGCUAAAAUUAUGGGAAGCCAAACAUGUCAGAAUUUGUUCACAUGGUGUUUCUUAUGUUUACUGUGCUCUUUCAUAAUUUUUUGAUGGUGAAGACAAUUAUCUAUUUAAUCUUCCCAGACAAUUAAUGAUUUGAGAGUCAAAUGAGAUACUAUGAUCCUCUCUGUUAGAAAUGUAUGUCACAAUUGGCUAUCCAUAGUUAAACCACAACUUAGACCAGAGUUUAGAUUAAACCAGAACUUCAGAAAAUGGGCCCAAUAAUCCCGGGGUACAUUGAUUCUUGUCACUUAAGAUCUCUGCCGCUAUCAUGCCAUCAUGGCGAAACUUUGCAUGAUGGUAGACAAUGAUGUUAUCUACAGGAUUUCAUUGGUAAAUUUCACUGAAAUCAUAUUUUAUUUUAAAUGAAUUAUUUUAUUUAUUAAUGAAAUCAUACUUUUGCUAAUAUGUACUAAUAUAAAUAAAGCUCCCCGAUUGUUGAUUUUUGCCUCAAUACUAUUUAUACCAUUCCUAAUGAUUGUAAAUGAAAACAAAUCUGUAAAAAAAUUGAUUUCUUGUGUAAUCAAAAAAAAAUUCUUGAUUGAUCAUUUGAUCAUUUUAGUGAUUUAUUACACUAGAAGUUAUGUGCAAACAACCAUGAAAAGCAAACAGUUCAUAAAGCAUUGUAUUACGAGGCCCAGGUUAUGUAACAAGUAAAACAAACGAGCAAUCUCUUGUUUCAAUAUUUGAGUGUACACUGUCACUUUCAUUAAAAGAAAAUUACACAUCUCACUUUGUGACAACCCCUCUCUUUCAUUAUCUCUGCUAUAUUUCAUGUUUAUCACCUGAAAUGACAACACAAUUUCUCAAUCAAGCUCUCUAUUUCCUUAUGAAAUUCAUCAUAGGUACUCACUACUGUACUUUCAGUUUUGUCUCACACUUAUGUAUAAAAUUAGAAAAUAAUGCAACAUGCUGUUUAAAGAGUUCAUUUUGAUUUCAUUUUAUUGUAAACCCUUUGAGACUUGAAUGUACAUAACAUGAUACAUGUAUUUACAAAUGUAAAUUAUGUACUUGUGAACAAACUUAUGUUCAAUAAAGAUGAAAAC